CCUUAACGGCGCGAAGGGCAGACCAGCAUCACAGUAGAAGUGGUAGCCCUCUCAAAAGUGUCAGUCACCAAACCAGUCAAACAUUCAAAUUCAAAGGUUUCGCCGGCGAAACCAUAAACAUCCAAUUAAAUUAGCAGGGCAGGCAGGCAGGAGGACACAGAGAGAGAGAGAGAGAGAGAGAGAGAGAGUGUGUUUAUCAGAAGGACAGGAAAACAAAAGGAGAAUAUGUCAGUGAGGACAUUCGUCAAACACCUGAGACACAUCACUUGUUCUAGUCGCUCCCUCGCGCACCUCUCCUCGCACCAUCAUCUCCCUCGCUCCCUCGCACACCUCUCCUCGUAUCUGUGUUAUUAUUCAUCAUCAGUUUUGAAAGAAGACCCAAUUGAAGUGAUCUCAGAGCUCUGGGUCCGAGCCCACCACCACCAAACCACCCCACAAAAACCUUUCACCAACCUGACUGGAUUCCUGGCAAAGCUGGAGCUGUGGGUCUUGGCCUACCAGCGCACUUGCGCCCACUUCACCGGCUCCUUCCCUCCCCGCUACGCCCUCCACUCCCACCACGUCCUCCCCCACCUCCUCUCUCUCCGCAACGCCGUCCUCCGAGGCCACUUCAUCUGGAACGCCAACAUCGACCUCCACAUUUACAUUCGCAGCCCAAAUCACAAACCCACCAAUCCCCCUUUUCAAGACCACCUUGUUCAGGAACUCCUCUUGCUAAUUCUCGAACCCAUUUUCGAGUCUCGCUUCUCUUCCAAAUCACACGCCUUUCGCCCUGGCCGCAAUCCUCAUACCGUUAUUCGCACUAUUAGGAGCAACUUCGCCGGCUUCCUUUGGUUCUUGAAAGGCGAUGUUACUGAAAUUUUUGAAGACAUCGAUGUCAAUGUGUUGAUGGGUUGUGUCCAAGAGGCUGUCAAGGAUAAGAGAGUUCUGGGUUUGAUCAAAUUGGCACUUAGUAGUAGAGCAUCCACCCCUGUAAAAAAAGAGAAUGAUAGAUCAUCACAAUGUGGUAGUGGAGGUAAACAAGAGUUUGGAAAGAAGAGGAAGAAGAAGAAGAACAAAAUUGGUUCAAGGAAGAAAAAGAUCCUAAAUGAAAAUGAGCCGAAACCAGACCCGUAUUGGUUGAGAACUUUCUAUAGUUUCGCACCCGAGGAAGCUGCAAAGGUACCCAAUUAUGGUUUUUGUGGAAUUCUUAGUCCUUUACUUGCUAAUGUAUGUCUUGAUGAAUUGGAUCGCAUGAUGGAAGAGAAAAUUGUCGAGUUUUUUAGGGCAUCCAAGCUUGAUUCGAUUUGGAAAGAUUCAAUUGAUGAUGCUAGUCAUAACCCUUCUUGGCCAGAAUUCGUUCCUUCCAGUGGGAAGGACAGAACAAGGAAAAUGGAUUACAUUCGGUAUGGUGGUCAUUUCUUAAUUGGGAUUCGAGGACCUAGGGAAGAGGCAGUGAGAAUUCGCAAGGAAAUAUUUGAGUUUUGUGAGAAGAAAUAUGGGUUGAGGUUGGAUAAUUCAAAGGUGGAGAUAGAACACAUCAGUAGAGGAAUUCAGUUCUUGGACCAUAUAAUUUCUCUCCGGGUGAUACACCCAACUCUUCAUUACACUGCAACUGGGGGUGAAAUUGUGAGUAAGAAAGGUGUCGGUACUUUGCUUUCAGUCACAGCUAGCUUACAACAAUGUAUUCGUCAAUUUAGGCAGCUUCAGCUCGUUAAGGGUGAUAAGGAUCCCGACCCACUGCCGUGCACUCCUAUGCUCUAUUCAGGUCAAGCUCAUACUAACGCACAGAUGAAUAAGUUCCUUGAAACCAUGGCAGAUUGGUACAGAUUUGCCGAUAACCGCAAAAAAAUUGUUGCAUUUUUUGCAUAUGUGAUUCGUAGUUCUCUGGCUAAACUAUAUGCUGCAAGGUAUAGAUUGAAAUCUCGUGCCAAGGUGUACAAGAUAGCUUCACGUGAUCUCAGUCGUCCAUUGAGGGCAAUUAGUAACAGUUCUGUUCCUGAAUAUUUGGAUCUUUUGAGGAUGGGACUUGUUGAUACCAUUGAAGGUGUACAGUUCUCUCGCAUGUCUUUGAUACCUUCCUGUGAUUACACUCCAUUCCCAAGGAAUUGGGUCCCGGAUCAUGAGAGGGUGUUGCAUGAGCAUAUCAGAUUACAAGAUCCAAAAUUCUUUUGUGAAUUGCACAGAUCAGUCAAACAAGAGGGUUUAAGCAUGCCACAAGAUGAGAUAUCUCAGAUUUUAUGGGACUGCAAAACACUUGGAGUACAGAGCUUCUUGUCUAAUCGUGAAAAAGAAAUGAAAAAUGCUUCAAAGAAUGUAUUGGUUCCACCAUAAAUUCAGUAAUGGAAUCAGAAAAUCAAAUAGUUCCUCAAAGGAAAUUAAUGGCAGAUGGUCUCUGGAAGCAGGUUUCCACAGAAGGAUCAUGAGCAUUGUCCACCUGCCUCAACAUACUAAGGUCAGUUGCACACUAAGGAUCAUGAGCAUUGUCCACCUGCCUCAACAUACUAAGGUUCUUUUUGGGUUUACACUCCACUCAUGAAGAACUAUGAUGGAACUAGUCGUGUAUUCAGUUUUGUGUUAUGAUCAUCGCCUCUGUUUGGACCACACUGUGGAGUAACAUCAGACCAAGUCUUUGUGAGUAAUAUCUUUAUAAAGUAGCUCGAAUUGCUUUGGCGAAGCCUGAGAAGGCAAGAGGAGUUGAGGAUGUUCUAACCAAGGCUGCUCAAAUGGGUCAGACAGCUGAGAAGUUGAAGUUUGUAGAGUAGCAGUGUACUUGGUGCAUAUAUAUAUAUAUAUAUAUAUUCCUUUUCUUUUUCAGUCGUUUAAAAACUCUCCAGUCAACAAUAAUAACACAUGAUAACAACAUGCUUGAUUUAACAUUAUAUGCAUAGGUUUCUGAGGAGAGGCUCCUAUCACUGUUGGAACAAAUCAAUACCCAAACAGAAACAGACAAAACACAUAACUUGCUUCUUGUUUCCAUGACUUGAAAAUCUUUGAAACAUUUUCUGCCUUUGUGUUGAUGUAAUUAAUAUCUCAGAUCCAGAGGUGUUGUAGUGUUCUCGAGGAUGAUGACUAGCUGCAAUCAUCUCCAUCUGUAUUAAUGGUGUCCAAUUUAAUGAAA
Molecule: messenger RNA, 3100 nt
Organism: Camellia sinensis
Lineage: Eukaryota; Viridiplantae; Streptophyta; Magnoliopsida; Ericales; Theaceae
Source: RefSeq, a predicted model, not a curated record